Molecule: messenger RNA, 1509 nt
Organism: Haemonchus placei
Lineage: Eukaryota; Metazoa; Nematoda; Chromadorea; Rhabditida; Trichostrongylidae
Source: the annotation of a GenBank genome assembly
AUGGGCAGGGUGGGGAGAGGACAGAAGUCCGCACGAACGACUGAAGAGCCAUCAUGGGCUCCUACGGGAAAGCUGAAUCAGUUUCGAGGAUUUGUCACACCACGUCCAUUGCCACCGAAUGCCGAUUUUGAAUCAUCACAGGAAGCAAUCGAACUCGAACGGGCAAUAAAAGAACUUUUGAUUCAAAAACCAGCUUCAGCGGAAUCGGCUCUGGCUAAUCAUUUGUCUUCCGAGCAAUUGAAUAUACAAGAAGAAGAGUUGAAUGAAGCAUUGAGUUCGUUGCAAAUACGUAAUGAGGGCCGACUUGGUGGUUCACGCGAUCAUUCGUCACAAGAAGUUUGGAGACCUAAAGAACAGUUGGCCUCCGGCACCAAAACGAGCGCUGGAAAUUCUACGGAAAUCAAAUCUGUGGAGAACAAAUCUGUAGAGAACAGUCCGGCUAGUGAACAGAAAGAAAAAGCCAAGGUGGAGAAUCCCAAUGUGAAGGAUCACAUGGAUAUAACAAAUCCCGAUUUCCUCGAAGAAGAUCAUCCGCCUGCAGAAUUUCAACAAAGAGAAACUGCAAGUUCAAUUGAAAUUCCUCAUAAUGAAGAUUUUAUUCGAGUGGAUCUCAAUAAGGAAGCGCCACCACCUGUGUCCACAACUACUGACCCUAAUGUAAUUGAGGAAAUCAAGCACUUACUCGACGACGAGGACCACUUUGAGAAAUUUGGUACUCGCCCUGAGAUCGUUCAACCGCAGCUAAGUAAUGCAAUUGACGAGGAUACCGAACCUGUGGUGGUUACGCCAGCCCCGCCUGAACCUACUACAAUCACGUUUCCAACGACGCCUUCUACCACCAGCACUGCUGCCACCACGACAGUCGUCAACGAUGCCGCUGGAUUUAUCGAACCGGUGGUCGUGAAUAAGCCGUUGGUUUCUGCUAAAGUUACGUCGUAUGGUUUAAGUAAACCUCUACCGGAAACAGUCAUGAAGCAGAAGAAAAAUAAAGGUUUCGGAUUCACUGGAUUCGCCUUCCGGAAAUCGUCAGACUCAAAACGAUAUAUCCACUAUGGAGAGGUAACAAAAAAGCCACAGGUACCUGAGAACUCACCCCAGGAUCUUUCUCCGGAUACACUUAAGGCCCUGGAUUGGAUGCUGCAGAACAUCACAAAGCUGGCAGAACAAGGCGAUGAGUCACUCAAGAAAGAAUUCAGUUUGGACGCAGACAAUAAUUCCAACACAGGGUUCCCAGUUCCUAGCGAGCUCUUCCCAACAGACGAGGAUGCGGAAAUAGUGAAGCCUGUGAAGCGAACCAAGUCGAGGAAAGGUGGAAAGAAGUCAAAGAAACUUCGAAAGGGUAUGUCAAAGUUGAGAAAAGGUGGUCGUGGACCGCAGAGUUUGGAGCUUCACUCUGGAGAGUUUAAACCAGUGGAGAAACGUAAGAAGAAGAGUGUAAGUCGAGAAUUUACUAUUUUAUUUAUUGCCAACCCCAGUGACUAUAAACAACGUAUAUUUCAAUCUGAAUAG